This is a messenger RNA of Ahaetulla prasina, 4081 nucleotides long. RefSeq names its product sodium channel and clathrin linker 1 (gene SCLT1). NCBI's taxonomy places the organism in Eukaryota, Metazoa, Chordata, Lepidosauria, Squamata, Colubridae. Gene Ontology annotation, cellular component: centriole. Gene Ontology annotation, biological process: cilium assembly; clustering of voltage-gated sodium channels. The transcript has 23 exons. The record is from RefSeq and is a predicted model, not a curated record. Bases 545 to 2590 code for a protein of 681 amino acids.
AUCUCCCCACCCGUUUUUGUUUUUUUACAAGCCUAGUUGUUAACACGCCGGCAAACGAUUUAAGCGGCGCGUGCUGCUCUCCUGGGAGAAAGGCGAUGAUUGGAAGGGAGGGAGGUGACGUUGUUUAAAGUGAAACGCGCAGCUAUUUCCAGAUUUGUUGGUUGGUUUCGUCCUUGUGCCCGCGUCGAUGGGUUUUAAACAGUCCGCCUUCCGCUCGGGAAGUUUUUCUCUUUUCUAACCUAGAGGUGACGCCCUCUGCAGCCAACACAAUACACCAUCUUCCCCCCCUCACCGCCCCUAAAUGCGUGCUUAUCUACUUAAAGCUUAUUGCCAGGCGUAACCCCAUUCACCAUGGGUAAGUUUCCUUUAGAGCAAACGGUGCCGAUGCAAAACUAGCCCUUCUGAAUUGAGUCCCAGCCCAGUUCUCUUGCAUCUACUCUCCCUGCUGGAAUUCAACUGGGAUUACUUCCAGAUUUUGUGUUUCUGCUCCUGAAAAGCAAAUCAGCUUCUUAGAAACUUUAUAUGAAAUUCUGAUAAUUCAAAAAUGGCAACAGAUAUCAAGAAUAAUGGCUUUGAAGAUGACGAUAUAACAGAGCACAUACUGAUAGACCAAAGCUCAUUACCUCCUAUAGUUGCUGAAUACGAUAAACAUCUUGGAGAAAUGAAUGAACAACUGAAAUACUGCCAGAUGCAGAUGAAAGAAAUGAGGCUAAAACUUGAGCAAGUCAUCAAAGAAAAUGAAAGAUUGCAUGAGGAGUUAAAAGAAGCAAUUGAAAAGCAGUUGGAAGUUCUGCCAUCUGGUUCUGUUUCAAGGGAUGCUACAUUUAUGGAUGAAAACUUAAUAAGAAACCUUCAAGAACAGUUGCAACUAGCAAAUAAAGAAAAAGAACAUGUCCUAGAACUUUGGCAGAUGGUUACACGGGAAUUGGAGCGACUUCAACAGAUAUACCAGGAACACAUGACAGAAGCACAAAUUCAUAUUGUGGAAAGGCAGAAGCAAAAAGAUCAAUUGACAAGCUUUCAGCAGCUAACAAAACAGUUACAUUUAACUAAUGAAAAAACUGAGUCAAUUAAUCAGGUGUUUCUGAAGACGGUAACAGAACAAAUUGUAGAGCUGGAACAGCUGCGCAAGCAACAAAGACAAUCCAAAUUGGACUUGAGAACAGCAGUUGCAAAAGCUGAUGAAAUGAUGAGAUUCAUUGAGGAUCUUCGCAGCCAAAUAAACAGAAAGGAAGAAGAGGUCUUAGCUGCUCGUGAAAAAGAGGUGGCAUCAGAUAAACGCUUGCAAGAAUUGCAGGCAAGCAUAAAACAAUUGGAAACAAGACUUUGUGUAGCUACAAAAGAUUCCAAACAGCUAAGAUCAGAAAGAACAAAUCUUGAAAAAAUAAUUCAGGAGCUGCAAACAAAAUGUGUGAAUAUAGAAGAAGAGAAGUAUGAUGCUGUAGCAAAAGUCCGAGAGAGCUUGCAACUCAUAGAAGAAGCUAAUCUCCAGAAGAGUCAGGCUAUGCUAUCAGAGAAACAAAAAGAAGAAGAAAUUGAAAGUAUGAAACAAACAGUUUCUCAGCUGGUUCAAGAUGCUGCUUUAAGAACAAGGAAAGAAGUAGAAAACGAGAGAAAACGAUACAAUAUUCAAAUUUCACGUUUAACAGAAGAGCUUACUGCAGUUCAGAUGGAAUGUGGAGAAAAGCAAAGCCAACUAGAACGAGCAAUUAGAGAAAAGCAAGCAGUUGAAGAAGAACUAGAGAAAGUGUACCGUGAAGGUAGAGGAAACCAAGCUGAUUAUAGAAAACUAGAAGAGCUUUACCAGAGGUGUCUGAAUGCUGAAUGUACAAAAGAUGAUCUUCAUCUUAGUUUGCAAACAGCACAAAAUAAAAUUAAGCAACUGGAACUGAAAUAUGAAGAAGAGAAAUGCCGUUGCCAAGAAAAUAUGUGCAAGCUGCAAAGUAUUCUGGAUUCUGAAAGGGAGAAAUGUGGAGCUAUAAGUGAAGAGCGCUUAAAGCUGCAACAAGGGAAUGAACAGCUUCAAAAAGAAAUGGAAAACUUGAAAAAACUAACAAUGGAGGCACAACAUACUGCAAAAUUAAAGAUAAGUACAAUGGAGAAUGAACAUUUACUAAAAGAACAUGGGUUUGAAAUUCAACUGAAAGAGAUGGAAGAUGUAAAUCAAAACUCAAUAACUGAGCUUAGACGGCUGUUGAUGGCUCAGCAAAAGGCAACAAAUCGCUGGAAGGAGGAAACAAAGAAAAUAACAGAAAUAACUGAAUCCAGAAUAAACUGUCUAAAAACUGAGCUGAGUCGUCAAAAGCUUCACACCCAAGAUUUAUUUUAUCAACUGGAAAGAGCAAAUGAAAAGGUUAUUGAGAGCGAAAAAUUAAUGAGGGAAUAUCAAGAAAAAGUCAACCGACUUCAAAGUCGACUAAAUCAGGCAGAAGAGAGGGCAACUACAGCAACUCAACAGCUCAGCGCCAUAACAUUGCAGAAGAAAAAGGCUGCCUACUUGAUAGAGCAAAAAGAAAUAAUGAACAAGCUGGAAAAGAAGAAAGAGAAAUAUCUUCAAGUCGUAGAGGAAACCCAAGAAAAUAUCAACUAAAUGUUCAGCAGCUGUGAGAAAAGCAGAUACCAUGCUUGAGAUUGUUAAGGAAUGAAUUCAAAAUAAAAACAACAGUAUUGUAAAUCCAAGUCUAUGUGAAUGACUCAAUGACAUGCCCAUUUGUUUUCGGAAGAAAGCCGAAUGCCAUUUCAAAUCUUCUAUCUUAGGUGCAUCUGGGUCCACUGGCGAACUGUUGAAGAGCACCAAAUUUUCCAUCGAGGAGAAAGAGGAAGGCAUACCUGGAGAGACACCAAUAAAUGUGUUAAAGAUGUUCUAAAAUUACCCAUCCAGUAUUACCUUUAGUAAAAACUUCCGCUAGUUGCACUAAAUUCUUACUGGAAUGAAUGGGAUUUGAAAAUGAAUUUAAUCCAUUUCAUUUUCCCCACUGAUCUCAAUAGGGCUUAUAGUAAAAUUAAUUUACUAUAGCUACAACUCUUUGUUUACUCAUGUAGGUGGUAUAGCCAGUGCUAACAUGGGGUAUUAAUUUCAUAUUAAAUUGUAACUUAGGUACCUAAUCAGUUAUGUCAGUAGAAAUAAAUUAAGGUGUUUUAACGAUAAAACUACUUUGAUGCACUAAACACCGUCUUCAUUAUUUUCUUUUUAGUCAUUUUAGUCCUGCCUGUUCUGUAGUAGGGAAUGUAUAGCAUAUUCCCUGCUACAGUAAUGACAGCAUUGGUAAUUUUUUGGCACAUUUUGACCUGUGUGCCUUAAGCGUUAAAUGUCUAUAGAAAUUCUCAGUCAUCCAGAUCAUGGUUGUCCGAAAGGUGCUUUUUCAAGAGGCAACUGGACUUUCUAGUUUUUCCCAGCGUAGUUCAACUAAAGUAAAAAAAUUCCUCCUAACACAAAUUCCUCAGUCCUAUCGCAAACCUUGGUCCAAUUAGGCAAACUGCCAAAGGCCUUUCUUGGCAAACGUUCAGAAGUCAUAAAAAUAAAUGCAAGACGUACACGAAGCAGAAGACGAAGCUACCAACGUUGUUUUCUGGCAAAGCCGAAACACUGUUGCUGGUCUGUUUUAAGCCUUAUGGGAGUGGCCAAUCAUCUCUUGGCCCUAUUCCCAAGUUAUCCUUUUUGCUUGAGCUGGUCUUGCCUUCUGGCAGCUCUUCUCAUGCGUGCAUUAGGAACAGGCUCCUCCUGUUCCUCUGCCUCACUACUAUCAGUCUCUGGAGGGUCUAGAGUCCACACCUCACUCCUCGAUGGCCCUGGCCUCACCUCAGCCUCAUCACUGUCCGACUCCGUUGCCAGCUCUGCAGGCUGCUGGUGGGCCACAAGUAUAUAAGUCUAAGUGCUAUUGCUAUCUCCAGAUUACUAAGCGUAUUAUUGGCCUUAUCCUACUGACUAGGAGUAUAUACAAUGUAUUAACAAAUACUUAGAAUGCAUUUCUAAAGGCAAUAUAUAAACUGUGUAAGGACAGGGGAAAAGAAAGGAUGGUUAGCACAGAUAGAAAGAUAUGGAAAGCUACAGUGUGUAUUUGUAUGUUAUCUAUAUGUAUAU